AUGCAAGAUGAGGCGCGAAAGGACAGUGGUAUGAACAAGUCGAAAUGCAGGAAGAUAGCGCGGGGAUUUCAAUAUGGCAUGUUAGAUGGAGAUCAGAUCGCUGGUGGAGAAACGGAUAAGUUCACGCUCGUGCUGAAGCUGCGCAUGAGUCCUGGUUUGAUGAUUGGUAGUGCAGUGUGUGCAUUUGCGGUUCGUUUUGCUUGGGAAGAGAAGGGCCAGGCUGGGUGA
Molecule: messenger RNA, 228 nt
Organism: Penicillium paradoxum
Lineage: Eukaryota; Fungi; Ascomycota; Eurotiomycetes; Eurotiales; Aspergillaceae
Exons: 2
Coding region: 1-228 (75 amino acids)
Source: RefSeq, a predicted model, not a curated record